CGCGCGAUCAUGUGACAGUAAUGUAGUAACGCGCUCGCGCAGGAGAGAAGCAGCGCGAGAGCAGCGGGUUAAAUCCCACACUUUAUCACUUACACACACACACACACACACGGAGGACCGACGCGCUGGAGUCCACAGGUUCUGACCAGGAAUGGUGGAUCGCUUGUCAGUGGAUGAAGAAACGUUCCUUCCGUACGGUUCCUCUUUGCCAGUCCACCACCUGUCGGACAUGGUGAGGGACGAGCGGGUCUACCAGGUGCUUCCCUCUCCAUUCUCCGAGGAUGAGCUAAGUGACUCUUCCAGCUCCAGUUCGCGUUCCUGCUCCAGCCCCGAGUCUCAGGUUCUGAGCUCCAGGUGCAGCAGCAGCUCAAGCAGCGAGAGCCAAGAUGGUCUCCUGGACUUCCUCCUCUCUCAGAGCCAAAUGUCUUCCACCUCGGUGCUAACUCCUGCCAUGGUUCCUCCUGUCCUCCCCAUGGGUCUGGCCUGGGAGUCUCGCAGGGAUCGGACCACCAAAGAGGAAUGCUUUGAGUUUCCUGUAUUUCCUGGAGAUCUGGAGGAAGGGCUUCUCUUUCAACCCACACUGGAGGAGAUCGAGGAGUUUCUGGAGGAGAACAUGGAUGUUGUAGCGUUAAAGGAGAAAGCUGAAACAACUCAAAACACAUCAGAAACGAAGACACAAGACCAAACAGUGCCUGUAUCCAGCAUGACGGAGAUGAACGAGCUCAAGCCUAAGAGUGUCCAGUCUUCUGCUGGACUCGCUACAGCCUCUCAGACUGCGGUGAAGAAGGAGCCGAUCUCCGGGAAGGCAGUCGCGAUGGAGAGCUCAGGGACGCCAGUGUUCCUACAGAUCCAGCCCAUUCCCAUCAAACAGGAACCAGAUCCGAAUCAAACACCCACGUCUCAGUCGCCGACGCACACCCCGGACAUCAAAAUCGCCCAGCUCCUGGUCAACAUCCAGGGGCAGACUUUUGCUCUGGUUCCUCAAGUGGUUCCACCAGCUAGCCUCAGCAGCACUUCCUCCAAAUUCGUCCGCAUCGCUCCUGUCCCCAUCGCAGCCAAACCUUCAGGACAUGUGGAGAAUGUGGCCGGCGGAACACAGGGAGCAGGACUCCUCGUCGGGAGUCAGAAAUUCCAGAAGAGCUCCGUAGCUGAUCUGAUUAAAAUGCACAAGUGCACUUUUCCAGGUUGUGCCAAGAUGUACACCAAGAGCAGUCACCUGAAAGCUCAUCUGAGGAGACACACGGGGGAGAAACCGUUCGCCUGCACGUGGCCAGGAUGCGCCUGGAGGUUCUCGAGGUCAGACGAGUUGUCCCGUCACAGACGCUCACACUCCGGAGUGAAACCGUAUCAGUGUCACGUCUGUGAGAAGAAAUUCGCCCGCAGUGAUCACCUGUCCAAACACGUCAAAGUCCACCGCUUUCCACGAAACAGCAGGACGACACGCUCUACACACUGACCUUACACAACCCUGUCUCUCUCACACACACACACACACACACACACACAGAUGAGGAGAAAUUCUCAGUGGUGGUGCUGUGAUAUUUAUUGGAGAUGAACUGAAGCGUGUUACUUGACGGAUCUUUGUCAUCGGCCCUGUAGAGAACAUGUUUGUAGAAUUUUUUGUUUUAAUAGUUUAUCAGUUUUCUUUUCACAGUUUAUCAGCGAAAGUCACAUCACGGUUUAUGGAAAGUAUAUAUUUUACUCAGAGCUGUGACUCACUGUUGAUGUUUCUGCCUAAAGGAUCGCUAAAGCAUCAACAUUCCUGAUCAUUAUCACGCAUUAUAACAUUUUCCACGCGGUAAUUCUGCAAAGCCAAAAAACAUAAGUUCAUCUCAGCUACUGAUCGGAAUCAGGACUACGUCGUCGUGAUAUAAGCUACACGGAGCUAACGGCGCUUUAACACCAGACAGCGGCUUCACAUCGGCACGGUUGUACCUGUGAAAGUGGGCGGAGCUUCUCAGGAAAGGUGUAACAUAGAGACCUAGUGAUGAGGACAAUUAUUAAAAUUAAAAAAUUUAGAUAAAGGCAGAGUGUGUGUGUUUGCGUGUGUGUGUGUUUGCGUGUGUGUUUCCAUAUAAAAUAUUAAACACGAGGUGAGUUUGUCUUGAUGGCAGCAACCCAAAUGAGGUCAGGGUGCCAAUACUUUAAUCUUUAGUGAAAAUGCAGCAUAGUUUGACUUUUGUUAAACUUUAUUAGAUAACAUUAAAAUACAGUAAACACACACACACACACACACAUAUUUUCCCAUCUGAGUCUCUAACCGUGUUCUCGAGUUCUUCAUAAGAACAUGGUUAUGCAGCAUGUAGUGAGCGGAUGUAGUGAACAGCAGCCUGGUGUUAGCAGAGCUUACGUGGAUCAUGGGGUAAAAAAAGCGCUAAAUAUCCGCAAGAGGAAAUUGUUCCUGUCAAAUUUAAAAAAAUAAAAUCAAAAACAUUAAAUGUGACGAUUAAUCAUGUAGAAAAAUAAGAUUAUAAAAGAGAGAUAAAGGUGAGACACUCAGUCCACUGCUCAGUCACUCAUCACAUUAUUAUAAUCUGACCAAUCAGUGAUCUCCAAGCAUUAGCUCCGCCUACAUUCAGCACACAUCCUCAGUUACAGUACGACUCAUUAAUGGGGGGAAAACGCUGUGCUGAGGGAUUGUGGGUAAUUCAUCGAGUCAAGCUGUUUGGUGUAAAAGCGCUGUUUAUGUUCUGUUGCUUGAAAACUGUGAUUAAGUUAAAAUUGUCUGUGAGGAAACGAGUUAUAAACGAGAUAUAAACGAGUUAUAAAAAGAUAUAAACAAGUUAUAAACGAGAUAUAAACAUUAUAAAUGAAUUAGAGUCAGAGAACAGGGUGUAAACUCAUUAACAGUCAAACACGCACAGGGAUCACAGCUAAUAUGUGAGCAGCUGGCCUUCUGAUCAGUAUUAAGUGUUAAUGUUUCUCUCAUUUUUAUUUUCAAAUCACAAUUUUUCUUUAUUUUUUGUUCUUUUCUUUGUUUUUGUGAAAAUGUGAGCGAGCCUUUAUCGCAGGUUAAUGUUCCUAAUCAGGGCCAAUGUGGAACUUUUCCAGCUCUUAUUUUUACACACUGAUUAGUGUGUGUGUGUGUGUGUGUGUGUGUGUGUUGUUAGCGACGCUCUGUAUUACUGUCGUUCGGUGCUUAGCAUCUCAGCGUCCCCGCACUCAGAGAUCUGAUCUAAUGAACUCCGGCUCCACAUCAUCCUGAGACCCGGCGGUUCUGGACCUGUACAGAACUGUAAGGUUCUCCUGUGCUGGAGCUCAGGACUGGGUUCUGGGUUCUGGGUUCUGGUUCUACAGAGCUGUGUGCUGUUGGGAGCGUGGUCUCGGACACACCUGCAGGGUUCGGCGAGGACGUUCUCAGUGGGAACUCCGGUCACGGUCACAGCUGGACUAAUGAUACGAUACGGCACGCUGAGGGUCUCGGUACUCGCCUGCUGUGUGACUCGCUGCUAACGGAGAACUUUACUGAAUUAUUACUGAGAAUGUGGAACUUUUCACCGUGUCUCUGUGCCAAAGUUAAACCCUGGACUCUUUAGAACAGGCAGAACUGUGUGUUAGUGCAGACUGUAUAUAACAGCUGCAACUGUGUGUUGCAUAGAAAGAUAGUGAGGAUCAGCUUACACACACACACACACACACACACACGCACACACACAUACACACACAUACGCAUACAUGCACGUAUACACACACACACACACACACAUACACAGAGGGACAUCUCAGCACCUGUUAAACAUGUUACAGCACCGACACACAGCUCAGGAUCUUAUUUCACUGCACAAAGUACCAGAACUUCCGGUACCAAGUACCAGCACACAGUAUCAGAACUUCUGGUGCGUUUCCUACCACCGACUCAGCACCACAGGUUCCAGUUUUUUGGAUGGUGAAAGGGUUCUACCAGGAAGUGGAUCCUAGGUAACGGUACUUGGGGGCGGAGCUAACUCAGCGCUCUGCUGAGGGAGCAGUAUGGAGGACGAAUUUGAGUUUGAUAAAAAAUAACCAGGUCAAUCUGACCACAUGGGCCAAGUUAGAUUAAUCAUGUUAACUAUGCAGCGAAAUGAUGACAGAAAAAUGUUCCAGUUUCUCAGAUUGGUGGAAAAAGAGCUAGAACCCCAAACACAUGGUAGAGUUCAGACAGGGAGCCAAAACUUUUACAUUCCUCCUGAUGGACAUGAAACAUUUCUGAUAUGAUGAUGAUGAGUUGGAUUCUACUCGCUGAUGAAUGUAUGUACAUGAAAACACACACACACACUCACACACACAUACACACACACACACACACAUACACACACACACAAUGUACAGAACCGAGUUCCAUCAGAAACACACUCAGCUCCGAUUCUGUACAUUUUCACAGUAAUAAUGUAAACAGUGUAAAUAAUAGCAAGUAAAAAUGUAUAUUAUAUAUAAAUAUAUAUUUUCUUGUUGUUCAUAAAAUAUAUUUACAAAUAAAAUGGAAAAGAGCUUUUAAGAAGUUGAAUUAUUACGAUGUGAACGUCACUGAUCUCUUUACACACAUCACAACCAUCACAAAGAUCACACAGCAAAGAGACGUUUAAUCAGAUCAAAUCAAACCACAUCAGAUCAAAUCAGAUCAAAUCAGAUCAAAUCAAACCACAUCAGAUCAGAUCAAAUCAAACCACAUCAGAUCAAAUCAGAUCAAAUCAGAUCAAAUCAAACCACAUCAGAUCAAAUAGGAUUUUAAAUUGAUCAGAUUAAACUCUAGUGAUCUGCACCUUUAAUAUAUGAAGUCAGGAUUAAUCUA
Messenger RNA from Pangasianodon hypophthalmus (striped catfish), 4768 nucleotides. RefSeq names its product Kruppel-like factor 15 (gene klf15). The record is from RefSeq and is a predicted model, not a curated record. NCBI's taxonomy places the organism in Eukaryota, Metazoa, Chordata, Actinopteri, Siluriformes, Pangasiidae. The transcript has 3 exons. Gene Ontology annotation, molecular function: RNA polymerase II cis-regulatory region sequence-specific DNA binding; DNA-binding transcription factor activity, RNA polymerase II-specific. Gene Ontology annotation, biological process: regulation of transcription by RNA polymerase II. The coding region runs from base 152 to 1456 and encodes 434 amino acids.